Molecule: messenger RNA, 1283 nt
Organism: Nothobranchius furzeri (turquoise killifish)
Lineage: Eukaryota; Metazoa; Chordata; Actinopteri; Cyprinodontiformes; Nothobranchiidae
Source: RefSeq, a predicted model, not a curated record
AUUUAAGUUUGAUCUGAAAAUUAGCAAUCACUCCAGAAAAAUAACAUUUACAUCCACAACAGAUUUCCAUCAUAUGAGCAUCUGAUGGCCUUUUGGAACCUAAUUGAAGAGGCAACAAGCAGAAUGGUGAGGGUCACCAGCAGUCAGAAGAGCCUUUCUACCAGCACAUCCACCGAGAGCCCUAUGAACAGACCAACUAAAUUGUUGCCAAUUGAUGAGCUGUUUCUGUUCCUCAAUUAUCUGGCAACCGGCUGUACACAAAGGGAACUUUGUCACAAGUUUAACAUCCACAGAGCUACAGAGAGUAGAAUACUUGUGUCACGGUCCAACUUUUUGUACACCUUGCUUGGAUCUGUCUCCAUCUGGAUGGCACCUGACAGAGUGAGAGCAAACUGCCCCACAGAUUUCAGUGGCCCUUACAAAAAUACUCAGGUCAUUCUUGACUGUACUGAAAUGAGGUGCCAAACACCCUCCUCCCUUCUGCUCCAGAGCGAGGUGUUUUCAGCUUUCAAGUCACACUGUACCUUCAAAGCGUUCAUUGGCAUGUCCCCCCAUGGAGCACUCACAUUUGUGUCAGCACUUUUUGAAGGCUCCAUAAGUGACAAGGACAUUUUCCGUCACUCCGGCAUCUCCUCCCUCCUAACGGACGAUGGAUGUAAUGGUGGACAAAGGGUUUCUGAUCGAUGAGCUAGUGCCCGGGAAAGUCCAUCGCCCAACCUUUUUGGCCAAGUAAGCCCAAAUGUCAGAGGUGGAUGUGCUUAGAACCCAGUCCAUUGCACGUCUGAGGGUCCAUGUGGAGAGGCUCAUCAGGAGGGUUAAAGAAAACAAACUUUUCGACACAGUCAUCCUCUUUCCAUUUCCGGAAAUAUUAACCAAAUUUUUACUGUAGCAUUUCUCCUCACAAACUACCAAUACGGACCCCUGGUCAAAAAAUGGGUGUUUGAGUAAAAGCUUGAAAUUGGUAUUGUCUGUGUAGUAGUAUGUGGGAGAAGUAGCCAGGAUUUGGAAAAAUAAUCUGCAGUUCUUUUUGUUACUGAAUACAAAAUUCUUACCUUUAAUAGUGAAAUGGAGAUGAAAGUGUUACUACUAAGUUUGAGUAACUGUUUUAUGGUUUUGUAAUAUGUAUUUUAAAUUCAUGUAAAUAGUUAUUCCCCAACAGUAGAAGUAGCUGAUUUUGUUUUUAAGUAAAAUUGAAAACACACCCCCUUCCAUGGUUAAAUAAAGUUCAGUGAUAGAUGUUUUAUUGUUUACUUUGCAAAUAAAACCGCCUUCCUUUAACAGAA